Molecule: messenger RNA, 958 nt
Organism: Pomacea canaliculata
Lineage: Eukaryota; Metazoa; Mollusca; Gastropoda; Architaenioglossa; Ampullariidae
Product: lipoxygenase homology domain-containing protein 1-like
Exons: 5
Coding region: 287-736 (149 amino acids)
Molecular function (GO): protein binding
Source: RefSeq, a predicted model, not a curated record
GUGUGUGAGUAUGUACUUUACAAAUUCCGCAUUACCAUUAUUAUUGGACACACGCCUCGCAAACUGACAGGACCAUGAGAGAUGACAGCAAAGAACAGUGACAAGCCUGGUCCUAGCGGUGGAUGUGUUUGUGUGUCUGCGUGUGUUUCCAUGUGAGAUUUGAAUCGAUGGUAUCGCUUGUCUGCGAAAGCUUGAAACUGUCGUCACAGAUGUUUGAACGUCGUCUGUGUUAGAUAAAUGUAAACACAUUCGUUUCAGUUGGAGCUUCUUGAUUCAAGCCGUUACCAUGUGGAAAAUUGCAUCUGUGUUCUGGCUUCUUGUAGGUUUGGGUGUCAAUGGUGUACCAGAUUUGACUAUAACUACAAAAACAGGGGAUAAAGAGCACGCUGAUACUAACGCCAAUGUGUUCAUCAUCUUGAUUUACGCUAAUGAAAAAAACUCCAAGCCUAUAUUAUUAGACGAUUUUUUUGUGAACGACUUUGAGCGAGGUGAUACUAACACCUUCUACUUGAAACACCGGGGUACAUUCAAUGACGUAUGCGCUAUCAGGAUCUAUCAUGAUAACAGUGGCUAUUCCCCUGCCUGGUAUCUGGAAUGGGUAAAGGUGAAAUAUCAUAAAAUGCAAAAAUCCCGGAAGUUUAUUAUCAGGAACUGGGUCCCAACAGAACAAGAAGAGAGUACUAUCAACUUUGUAAUACAGCGCACUCCACCGUGUAGCGCAGGUCCCCUGCCGUGAUGGAUCAAAGUGGCAAUGGUAGACAGCGGAUGACAAGGAUUGAGAGAAGUAACGUGGCUUUGGAGCAGAUUUCCUGAGGUCAACUUACAGUACUGGAAAUUUAAAUUUUAUUUUCGCUAUCGAAUCUUUGGAUGCAUUCAGGACUCAAACACUUCCUUUAAUUGCUUGUUUUUGUAGAAACAUGCUGGCAUGUCAUAAUAAAGACUGUCCGUUCUUCCAUUA